UCAAGAAAACAAUUUUUAAAAUAAGUAUAUACAUAGUGAAAUAAGUCAUUUAUUAUCAUGAUCGUUUAAUAAAUUGUGUUUAUUUGUAAAAUGACCAGCUUCUCCUCUUAGCCUCAGCACUGCUCUAAACAGGAAGAACCUUGCUGAGAAAAAGAAAGUGAAAGCAGAUUAUGUUUUACAUGCGACGUUUACACUUGAUCAGUCAGUGUUGAAGAUCAAACUGUUCAGAUCCAUCAUGAAUGAAACACAAACAUCUGGAGAUGAAGAGUAUUCUCCAGCCUGCAGCUCAGUUCAUCAGAAGAGAUCAGAAGCAGAGCCCAGCUGUGUGUCUAUGAAGAGUGACUGGUCUAUGGAUCGGCCAAUAGAGUUUAAGAGUGAAGAUUCACAGCCUGGACUCAGUUCAGUUCAUCAGAAGAGAUCAGAAGAAGAGUCCAGCUGUGUGUCUAUGAAGAGAGAGACAUCUGUGAUUCAGUCUUUAGAUUUUAAGAGAAGAGUCCUCGACACACUUAGAUCAAAUCUGCUGAAGAAGUUUGAGUGUCUGUGAGGAACAGCGACGCAGAGAAACCCAACACUGCUGAAUGAGAUCUACACAGAGCUCUACAUCACAGAGAGUGAGAGAGGAGAGAUCAAUAAUGAGCAUGAGGUGAGACAGAUUGAGACACAAUCCAGGAGAGAAGCAACAGAGGACACAGCCAUCAAAUGCAGUGACAUCUUCAGACCUUUACCUGGACAAGACAAAGACAUCAGAACUGUGCUGACAAAGGGAGUCGCUGGCAUUGGAAAAACAGUCUCUGUGCAGAAGUUCAUCCUGGACUGGGCCAAGAAAGAGAAUCAGGACGUCCAGCUCAUAUUUCCACUUCCUUUCAGAGAAAUCAACUUGAUGAAGGACAAAACACUCAGUCUUUCAGAUCUUCUUCACGACUUUUUCCCUGAAACUAAAGAAAUGGAAAUAUCCAGCAAUGAAUAUAAAGUGUUGUUCAUCUUUGAUGGUCUGGACGAGUGUCGUCUGUCUCUGGACUUUAAGAGUAAAGUGAAUCUGUGUAAUAUAUCUGAGUCAGCCUCAGUGGAUGUGCUGCUGAUGAACCUGAUUGUGGGGAAUCUGCUUCCCUCUGCUCUCAUCUGGAUCACCUCCAGACCAGCAGCAGCUGAUCUCGUCCCCUCUGAGUGCGUCCAUCGAGUGACAGAGGUACGAGGCUUCAAUGAGCCCCAGAAGGAGGAAUACUUCAGGAAGAGGAUCAGUGAUCAGAGUCUGGCCGACAGGAUCAUCUCACACCUGAAGUCCUCCAGGAGCCUCUUCAUCAUGUGUCACAUCCCAGUCUUCUGCUGGAUCUCAGCCACUGUUCUUGAGAAGAUCUUGAGUCGAGCAGAGACUGGAGAGAUUCCCAAGACUCUCACUCAAAUGUACACACACUUCCUGAUCCUUCAGACCAACAUCAAACAUGAGAAGGACUAUAAGAAGAAGGUGACUGAUAAAGACAUGAUCCUCAAACUGGGGAAACUGGCUUUCCAGCAGCUUGUGAAAGGAAACCUGAUCUUCUAUGAUGAAGACCUGAGAGAGUGUGGCAUUGAUGAGACAGAAGCAUCAGUUUAUUCAGGACUGUGCACUCAGAUCUUCAGAGAGGAGCUGGGCUUGUUUCAGGGGAAAGUCUUCUGCUUCGUUCACCUGAGCCUUCAGGAACAUCUAGCAGCUCUAUAUGCGCAUCUCUCUUUUACAAACAAGAAGAGAAAUGUUUUCAACCAAACCAAACACAGUCUAUUGUCCAAGAUAUUUUACCAGAAUAAAUAUAAUUCAUUAUCUGAGCUGCAUCAGAGAGCUGUGAACGAGACUCUAAAGAGUAAGAAUGGACAUCUAGACCUUUUCUUGCGGUUUCUUCUGGGUCUCUCAGUGGAGUCCAAUCAGACUCUCUUAAGAAAACUACUGACACAGACAGGAAGCUGCUCCUACAACAAAGAGGAAACAGUUCAGUUCAUCAAAAGGAAGAUCAGUGAGAAUCACUCUUCAGAGAAAUCCAUCAAUCUGUUUCACUGUCUGAUUGAACUGGGUGAUGAUUCACUGAUGCAGGAGAUCCAGGGUUAUCUGAAAUCUGGAGGAAUAAGAGAAGUCAAACUCUCCUCUUCUCAGUGGUCAGCUCUGGUUUAUGUGUUGCUGACAUCAGAGCAGAAGAUGGAUGUUUUUGAUCUAAAACAGUUUAUUGGAGAACAACAUACAGGAGAUGAAGUUCUUCAGUAUCUGUUACCUGUGGUUAAAGAAUCCAGAUCAGUUCGGCUAUGUGGAUGCAAUCUCACUGCUCAGUCUUGUGAAAGUUUGUCUUCAGUUUUACAAUCCUCAAACUCAAACAUCCUGAGAGAGCUGGAUCUGAGUAACAAUGACCUGCAGGAUUCUGGAGUGAAGCUGCUCUCUGAAGGACUGAAGAGUCCAAAC
Messenger RNA from Puntigrus tetrazona (Sumatra barb), 2422 nucleotides. Its product is annotated as protein NLRC3-like. The record is from RefSeq and is a predicted model, not a curated record. NCBI's taxonomy places the organism in Eukaryota, Metazoa, Chordata, Actinopteri, Cypriniformes, Cyprinidae.